Penicillium bovifimosum is the source of this 228-nucleotide messenger RNA. Its product is annotated as CDC26 family anaphase-promoting complex subunit. The record is from RefSeq and is a predicted model, not a curated record. Gene Ontology annotation, cellular component: anaphase-promoting complex. The coding region runs from base 1 to 228 and encodes 75 amino acids. Gene Ontology annotation, biological process: anaphase-promoting complex-dependent catabolic process. The transcript has a single exon. NCBI's taxonomy places the organism in Eukaryota, Fungi, Ascomycota, Eurotiomycetes, Eurotiales, Aspergillaceae.
AUGCUUCGUCGGAAACCAACAGCCAUUGCUGUUACUUCUGAAGAUAUCACAGCCUUCGAAGAAGCCAGACUCCGCAAACUGUCGGAGGAAAACAAGAACCCAGAGCACACAAAGGGAACCUCCAAUGUCAAGGUUGAUCCCAGCGAUGAGUUGAAGCCACUUCCAGGGGACAAGGCCAGGAUCAUUCGGACCCGUGAAGAAAGAAUAGGUGUGAUUCAACGUGGUUGA